AUGUCUGAGGCUUUGCAUUCAAGAAGCUACAUUGCUAGUAUGAAUGAUUACUCACUCUUCACCAAGACCUCUUCUGCCUCUCAAGUGGUAUUGGUUGUCUAUGUUGAUGAUAUUUUACUAGCUGGUGAUGAUCUUGUGGAGUUGGAGUCCUUAAAGUCUUUCUUAGAUACACAGUUUAAAAUUAAGGAUUUGGGGACAAUCUACUACUUUCCGGCACUUUCUGUGAUUACUCCUUUUGAUCCCUUUGUCAAGCUUGUGUUAGAUAUGGGUGAACCUUUUUCUGACCCCAGCUUGUAUGGAAGAUAUCUCUUGAAUGACCCUGCUCAGGUUAUCCUUCUCUCCGGCUCUUCUGAUUUUUCUUUGCAAGCUUAUUCUGAUUUUGAUUGGGCAGCUUGCUCCAUUUCUUGCAAGUCAGUCACCGAUUAUUAUAUUACCCUUGGUGGCAGCCCUGUUUCUUGGAAGAGCAAGAAACAACCUACAAUCUUUUAUCUUCAGCUGAGGCUGCUUGUUCCCAUUUUCUGUGAAAGCCAGGCAGCUCUUCACAUCUCCAAAAAUCCAGUCUUCCAUGAACGCACUAAGCACAUUGAGAUUGAUUGUCAUUAUGUGCGCACUUGUCUGAAUUCAGGGUUGAUUCCUUUGCAUUUUGUCUCCCGUGCUCAACAGUUGGAUGAUAUCAUGACUAAGGCUCUUUCUGGUCCUCUACAUCAUGGGAUUCUCUGCAAGCUUGCGGUAAGGAGCAGUGGCUGGAGUAGAUUGGAGGAGUUUUGGCCGGCGGCUUUCUUGGUUGAUGGAAUGGUCGAAGGAGGUGGGGGUUCGAUGGAGAUUUUGGUCUGA
Molecule: messenger RNA, 834 nt
Organism: Nicotiana attenuata
Lineage: Eukaryota; Viridiplantae; Streptophyta; Magnoliopsida; Solanales; Solanaceae
Exons: 5
Coding region: 1-834 (277 amino acids)
Source: RefSeq, a predicted model, not a curated record